AUGGUGGUGAAGAUGAUGAAGUGGAGGCCUUGGCCUCCUCUGAUUUCAAGAAAAUAUAAGGUGAAACUCACGGUACAGAGCCUCGAGGGCGGUGAUUGGAUGCACGAAGGUGCAGAAAAGGAUAAUGGUGGGCUUGCAGUGGAGAUCAGGUGGAAGGGUCCCAGGAUUUCUUUGGGCUCAUUAAGAAGGACUGUGAAAAGGAAUUGCACAAGAGAAGAAAUUGUUAGAAGUGUUGAUGGGACAGAAGGUGGUGUUCUUGUGGAAUGGGAUGAAGAAUUUCAUAGCGUUUGUAAUCUUUCUGGGUACAGGGAAAAUGCAUUUCAUCCUUGGGAGAUUACCUUUACUGUGUUGCACGGUUUGAAUCGAGGGGCAAAAAACAAGGUUGCUAUAGUUGGCUCUGCAGUUUUGAACCUUGCUGAAUUUGCUUCCAAAAUUGAAGAGCAAGAACUAGAGCUCAAGAUCCCUUUGGCAGUUUCGGGCAGGGCAGCUGAGACUAGCCCCUUGCUUUGUAUAUCUCUUAGCUUAUUGGAACUGAGAGUUGCCCAAGAAUCAACAGAGCCAGAGCAGAGGCAAAUCAUUCCUAUUUCAUCCCCUUCACUGACUGGAGAAACUUCCUCAUCGGAGAAAGAUGAGGUUUCUGCACUUAAAGCUGGUCUCAGAAAAGUAAAGAUCCUUACAGAAUACGUGUCUACUCGAAGAGCUAAAAAAGCUUGCCUUGAGGAAGAGGGCAGCGAGGGGAGGGGCUCAGGUAAGAGUGACGAGGGCGAGUACACUUAUAACUUUGAUUCAGAUUCACUCAAUGAAUUUGAGGAAGGGGAAUCUGAUGAAGCCAAGGAUGAUUCUACUGUUAGGAAAUCGUUUGGUUACGGGACAUUGGCUUAUGCUAAUUACGCAGGCGUGUCAUAUUACUCCAGUGCUAGAAUAAACAGUGAGGAUUGGAUUUACUACAGCAACCGCAAAUCUGAUGUUAACUGCUCGCACAUGGAGGAUCCAGUUUCUACUGUUUCUGAGUCAUCAUUGUUGCAGAACUCAAAACGUAUUAUUUUGCCUUGGAGGAAAAGGAAGUUGAGUUUUAGAUCUCCCAAAGUCAAAGGAGAGCCGUUAUUGAAAAGCGCUUAUGGAGAAGAAGGGGGAGAUGAUAUUGACUUUGAUCGCCGGCAGCUCAGCUCUGAUGAAUCUCUUUCUUUUGGGUUGCACAAGACUGAUGAAGACUCAAAUCGAAAUCGAUCGUCAGUUUCCGAGUUUGGUGAUGAUAGUUUUACUGUUGGCAGCUGGGAGCAGAAAGAAAUAACAAGCCGAGAUGGACACAUGAAGAUUCAGACACAGGUUUUCUUUGCUACCAUUGAUCAGCGAAGUGAAAGGGCUGCAGGAGAAAGUGCAUGUACGGCCUUAGUCACUGUGAUUGCUGAUUGGUUGCAGAAAAAUUGUGACCUCAUGCCCAUUAAAUCACAAUUCGAUAGUUUAAUAAGAGAUGGUUCCUUAGAAUGGAGGAACCUUUGUGAGAAUGAGACUUACCGGGAGCGUUUUCCUGACAAGCACUUUGAUUUAGAGACAGUCCUCCAAGCCAAAGUCUGUGAUCUCAGUUUGGUUCCUGGGAAAUCAUUUAUCGGGUUUUUCCAUCCAGAUGAAAUGGAGGAAGGAAAUUUUGAUUUUUUGCAUGGUGCUAUGUCCUUCGACAACAUUUGGGAUGAGAUUAACCGUCUAGAGUGUUUUAACAGUGGGGAAGCCCCAGUUUUCAUUGUCAGUUGGAAUGACCAUUUUUUUGUACUGAAGGUUGAAGCAGAUGCUUACUACAUCAUUGACACGUUAGGGGAGCGGUUGUACGAGGGAUGCAAUCAGGCUUACAUACUGAAAUUCAACCGGGAUACUACUAUAUACAAAAUGCCAAGUAUCACACAAUCAUCAGAAGAGAAAACUGUUGGCGAUCAGCAGACUGUUGCUGGGACAGUGGUGUCCAAGAGCUCGAAUGCACAGCAGGUGAACUCAAGGGACAAUUCCGAAGACGGGGCAAAUGUGGCAGCACCCGAGGAACCAAUGAAGAACGAAGAGGAAGUUGUUUGUAGAGGUAAAGAGUCGUGCAAGGAGUAUAUAAAGAGUUUCUUGGCUGCAAUUCCGAUUAGAGAACUCCAGGCAGAUAUCAAGAAAGGUUUGAUAACUUCAACGCCCGUUCAUCACAGACUACAGAUUGAAUUCCACUUCACCCAAUUACAACCACGAGCUACGACCUCGACUCCACCGAUAGAAGAGGCCACAACCAUGCAAAAAGCAGUUGAUGUUACUCUAAGUGAGGUUGUUACUUAA
Messenger RNA from Fraxinus pennsylvanica, 2301 nucleotides. Lineage: Eukaryota; Viridiplantae; Streptophyta; Magnoliopsida; Lamiales; Oleaceae. The record is from the annotation of a GenBank genome assembly.